This is a messenger RNA of Botrytis cinerea B05.10, 1590 nucleotides long. RefSeq lists its product as hypothetical. The coding region runs from base 216 to 1331 and encodes 371 amino acids. The record is from RefSeq and is a predicted model, not a curated record. Gene Ontology annotation, molecular function: oxidoreductase activity. Lineage: Eukaryota; Fungi; Ascomycota; Leotiomycetes; Helotiales; Sclerotiniaceae. The transcript is spliced from 3 exons.
GGGGAGCUAAGGCGGUAAGGAGGUAAGGAGGUAAGGCUUAUCAAUCUAUCUAUCUUUCUUCGUGCUUGGGUGCGGAUAACCUUAUUCUUUCUUUGCACGUUGAACCUCCCGCUGAGUGUGGAUUUGAUCUUGGACAGUCUUCUCCAUUCGAUUCACUGACAGCGUUGCGGGACGACAAGCCUAAAGAUAACGGUCUUCAAGGAAUCAACUCCACCAUGCCAAGAGCGAUUACCAUGCAGAAGAUAGAGGCUGGCAAGCCGGGGAAAGUUUACUACCCUCUCGAGGUAACUCAACACAGCACCCCUUCUCUAUCCCCUACCUCCCUCCUAGUCCAAAUCCACACCGUAGCUCUCAACCAUCGAGACCUCUUCCUUCGCCAACAUCUCUACCCCUCCCCUUCCUUCACCACCCCCCUCUGCGCCGAUGCCUGCGGCUACGUCUCCCACGUCGGUUCCGCGGCCUCCAAAUCUUGGCUCGGGAAACGCGUGAUUCUCACUCCUGGUCGUGGCUGGCACUCCGAUCCCUUCGGCCCCGAAGACGCUGGCGGAUAUAAAAUUCUAGGCGGCACGAGUACGAUUCCCAUUGGUACGCUUAUUGAAGAGGUGGUGAUUGAGCAGGAGGAGGUGGAAGAGGCGCCUGCGCACUUGAGCGAUGAGGAGGCGGCGGCGCUGCCGCUUUGUGGGUUGACGGGGUGGAGGGCGCUGGUUGUGAAGGGUGGAGAGGGGAAUCUGGGGGCGGGGAAGAAUAUUCUGAUUACCGGAAUUGGAGGCGGAGUCGCGUUGAGUGUGUUGCAGUUUGCGGUGGGGUUGGGGAGUAAUGUUUUUGUGAGUAGUGGGGAUUUAGAGAAGAUUGAGAAGGCGAAGGGGUUGGGUGCGAAAGGGGGAGUGAGUUAUAAGAGUGAGGGGUGGGAGAAGGAGUUGAAGGGAUUGUUGAAGGGAUAUGGGAAGGGUUCAUUGGAUUUGAUUGUUGAUGGAGCUGGAGGAGAUAUUGUUAGGAAGGCGACGAAAUUGUUGAAGCUCGGCGGAACAAUAGUCCAAUACGGGAUGACUAUCUCCCCCAAAAUGGACUGGUCCAUGCCGGCCAACCUGAUGAAUCUCGAGCUCAAAGGGUCGACAAUGGGAUCUCGAAAAGAAUUUAAAGAAAUGAUCCAAUUCGUUAAUGAGCAUAAAAUCAAACCAGUCGUAUCAAGAGUCGUAAAAGGAAUUGAUAAUCUAGGAGAGAUUGAAGAGUUGUUCGAGGAUAUGAAGGGGGGAAAGCAAUUUGGGAAAUUAAUCAUUGAAGUAAAGGGCUCGGAUGGAGGAGAGGGAAAGGGAAAGGGGAGUAAGUUGUGAUCUUACUGUUGUUUUUGUUGUAUAUAUGAAAGCGCGGAGAGAGUUGAUGUUGUAUGUAGGUAGGUAGAUAGAUAGGUAGUUGUGUAAUAUACUAGGAGGGUAUUUACUAUUUAGGGAACGGUUGACGAAUCUUAGACGUCUGAGAAUGGAUUGUGGAAGUACUGCUCUACUGUAAUGUUUACAGCUUGUGUUUGUGUUUGCUAGAUUAUAAGUACAUGUGAAAUAUAUAUGAUAAUGAAUUUGGCGGUUUCGUUUUUUA